Molecule: messenger RNA, 1145 nt
Organism: Closterium sp. Naga37s-1
Lineage: Eukaryota; Viridiplantae; Streptophyta; Zygnematophyceae; Desmidiales; Closteriaceae
Source: the annotation of a GenBank genome assembly
AUGGCAGCUUCCCUGAUUGUGAGCAUUCCAUUGGCGGUGGCAGCUGUGGGAGCGCCGCUGGGGGGGUGGCUUGCUGACGUGGCAGGGAGGAGGCGGGCGUUUCAGAUUGCCGCCCUGCCAUUUAUUGCUGGAUCGCUGCUCAGUGCUGCAGCAUCUGCCACGUGGCACAUGGUGAUUGGCCGAGCGCUUGUUGGGAUUGGACUGGGAAUUGUAUCUGGCACUGUUCCUCUCUACAUAUCAGAGGUAACCCCCACCUCUUCUCGCGGCACGUGGGGCACGUUGGCUCAGCUCUCCACCAGCACUGGAGUCUUCUCUGCUCUUCUAGCAGGCUUGCCUCUGGAGCAGCACCACACCUGGUGGCGUGGCAUGUUUCUCCUGGGCGCUCUCCCUCCCUGUCUCUUGCUGCUCGGCAUGGCGCUGGCCGCACCAGAGACCCCUCGCUGGCUGAUGCUGGACCACAGCAUGCACGCAGCAGCACGGGCAGCAGUGAUUCUGAGAGGAACAGAGGGGGCGGAAGAGGUGCUACAGGAGCUCACGUCAGCACAACCAGCAGCACUGACGUCAGCACACCCACCACAGGAAUCAGCACACGUGGCACCACAUGAAGCACUGAAGCCAUCCCACCCAUACUCCUCAGCAUCAGUGCUUGCAUCGCAGUCAGCAUUGCAUCAGCUGAAUGAACAGCAGCAGCAGCAGACCUCAUCAUCACCAGCUGCUGCUGUUGUUGCUCAUCAUGGAGCAGGCGCCACCACCACCCUGCACACGCCUUUGCUGGACAGCAAGGAUUCUGCUCCGCCCCCUGCUGCAUCUCUCUUCCAUCCAAAAUAUCGACAAGUGCUCCUCCUAGGCGCCGCCCUCUUCGCCCUGCAACAGUUCUCAGGCAUCAACGCCGUUGUCUACUUCUCCUCUCACGUGUUCCGCUCUGCUGGAUUCUCUUCAGGCAUUGCUGUUUCAGCCCUGAUUGCACUCUUCAAGCUCUCAGCUGUGCUGCUGGCUGCUCGUCUCGUUGACUCUGCAGGGAGAAAGCCCCUUCUGCUGCUCUCCUUCCUUGGCAUGGGUUGCUCCAUGCUCUUUCUCUCGGCGGUCCUCUCCUUGCCUCUCCUGCAACCCCAUGCGCCACUCCUCUCUGUUAUCGGCACAAUCAC